AUGGCUGGACGCGAUCUGGGCCCCGGGAGGAGCAGUCGUGGGGUGAAGACGAGUGGGGCGCUGACUACCACCCGCUUGGCAAUGAUAGCCGAGACACAAGGUGCAGACAAUAGAAUGCAUCUUCCCUUCCUGUCACCCAACGGGGGUAAUCGAUCCCCUCUCCUGUCCUCCUCUUUCGCUCACUCACAUGUUCCUCCUCAUUAUCGGCCUCCCCAUCCUCCACCUCAUUGCCCGGUCCUCCUACUGUCCGGUCGACUGGCACAACCAGGCAGUUUGGAAAAGACCGCAGAUUGA
Protopolystoma xenopodis is the source of this 294-nucleotide messenger RNA. Lineage: Eukaryota; Metazoa; Platyhelminthes; Monogenea; Polystomatidea; Polystomatidae. The record is from the annotation of a GenBank genome assembly.